CCUGCAGACCUGGGGAUUGCCCGUCGUGCGCCUGCUCGUCACCUGGGAGGCGCUGGGCCACGCCGGUCCCGACCCGGCUGCGGAUCUGGACGUGGAGUACAUCGCCUACCUCCGCGCUCUUGUCGAGAUGAUGCCGCAGUACGGCAUCAAGUGCUUCGUGUGCGCGCACCAGGACGUCUGGAGCCGGUUCAGCGGAGGAAGCGGCGCUCCCGGGUGGACGUUUGAGGCGGCGGGAUUGGAUAUCGAGGCCUUUACUGAAACGGGUGCGGCCUACGUCCACGGCCAGGAUGAGGAACGGCGAGCGAAUGGACUUGUCGACGAGAGAGAACCGAGUGGUCCUUUCCUGUGGCCGUCUGGCUACCAGAAACUCGCUGCGUCGACCAUGGCCACUCUGUUCUGGGCUGGCGAUGCCCUCGCCCCGCAGCUGAAAUGCCGCCGCUCUCCAAUUGGCGGCCAGGCCGGCUCCGAGCACGUCUCGAUCCAAGAAUACCUCCAGGACUCCUUCGUCGAGGCCUUCGGAAAGCUCGCCGACGAACUGGUCGACCUCGAAGCCUGCCUCGGAUUCGAGCCUCUCAACGAGCCCCACCGCGGCCUGGUCAACCUGCACGACUUCCACGGCUGGAACUACGACACGGACCUGCACAUCGGCCACUACCCUUCGUUCGCCCAGGCCCUGGCGCUCGGCAGCGGUUAUGCGCAAGAGGUGAAGUUCUACGUCAAGUCGUGGCCGUUCCCGACCCGCGUCUCCCACAAGUCCGUUGUCGAUCCCAAGGGCCGGUCCGCGUGGUUGUCUCUCCAUGGCAAGUCGCCCGAGGCCCAGCACGGAAUGGGACAGUGUGUUUGGCGUGCGCAUGGCGUGUGGGAGUGGGACGAACAAAAGAAGGCGCCCGUCGUGCUGAACAAAGAGUAUUUCGAGACGGAUCAUCGCCCAGGACGUGAAGGGAACAAGAUUGAGUGGUAUCGCGAUUGCUAUGCUCCCUUCCUCAAGAAAUUCUCGGACCGUGUUUCGCGCAAGUCUUCUCGCCAGAUGUCGUUCGUUGAGCCCAUCCCAAACGAGUUCAUGCCUCCCUGGCCUGCACAGCUUCCAGAGAACAAAGAGACGCCGAAACAGAAAUAUGCCGUCCAGACGGUCAUCAACACUCCUCGUCCGGCCAACUUUGUCUACGCCCCCCAUUUCUACGAUCUGAACGUGCUGUUCAGCAAGCACCACGCGUUCAUGAGUGUCAACGUGCAGGGCCUGUCACGAGGCAUGUUUGUUCUCAAGGGUCUUUACUUUGGCGCACAGGCAUUGCGGAGGAACUACAGAACGCAGAUUGGAAAUGUCGCCAACCACGGAAAGCUCUCGCUCGGCGAGGUGCCGACGGUUAUCGGCGAGGUCGGCAUUCCUUACGAUAUCAACGGCGGCGCUGCGUUCGCAACGGGGUGGUAUGACAAGCAACGAGAACUGAUGAACGCUUUAAUUUCCGCCAUGGAGGACAACUUUGUGGGGUUCACUCUGUGGAAUUACAACCCCCACAACCGCUUUGAGUACGGCGAUGGGUGGAACAAGGAGGACUUUUCAAUCAUCAACGGCGAUGACAUCGGGGAGCAUAGCCUUGGCCGCCAAGACUACCGAAACCGGUCCCAUGAAGACGAUGAAAUGUACCGCGGAGGACGAGUGCUGGAUGUUGUUAUCCGGCCGUAUGCUGCCAAGAUUGCUGGGAAGCCGAUCCGUUCGGACUGGGACCACCGAACACUCCGGUACGAGUUUGAGUGGAGCAGUGAAGGCGGCAGUGAGAAACAGACGACAACAGACGAUUUGUCCGCAGACAAGGCCCGUUUGACCGAGGUGUUCAUGCCAAACUACCACUACGCCAACCACGAGAUUCGCGUCAGCGUCAGCGAUGGGGACUGGUCAUACGACGCCGCGAAGCAGACAUUGCUGGUGCGUCACGCUGCGCACAGUGGUGCGGCUCGUCACAGCCUGGUUGUCCAGAUCCGCGACCAGAGCGAGCAUCUGCUCAAGCGCGUGCUAGAGCGACGGCAGGCAGGCCCUCCGGAUUUCCUCUUUGAUCUGAUUCCGCCCAGCUGGGAAGCGUGGUUUGACGAGAUGGCUAAUGGCCCAGAGGUAUUCCUGUUCUGUCUUCCCCUGCUCACUAUUCUGUUCGCUAUCGCGAUCCAGUUCCUGCUGUAGACGAGCGUGCAGUCGUGAUUUUGCUUCAUGUAUUAGACUUAGACGCUCUUAGACAAGUCUCUAGAACAUUGAUGAGCGGUCAAUGCUGAUUUAGUCAACCCGUUACGAAA
Messenger RNA from Ilyonectria robusta, 2283 nucleotides. RefSeq names its product glycoside hydrolase superfamily. The coding region runs from base 128 to 2173 and encodes 681 amino acids. Lineage: Eukaryota; Fungi; Ascomycota; Sordariomycetes; Hypocreales; Nectriaceae. The transcript has a single exon. Gene Ontology annotation, molecular function: beta-glucosidase activity. The record is from RefSeq and is a predicted model, not a curated record.